Messenger RNA from Leopardus geoffroyi (Geoffroy's cat), 4113 nucleotides. It is a transcript of the gene NAALAD2, whose product is annotated as N-acetylated alpha-linked acidic dipeptidase 2. Gene Ontology annotation, molecular function: carboxypeptidase activity. The record is from RefSeq and is a predicted model, not a curated record. Bases 130 to 2646 code for a protein of 838 amino acids. NCBI's taxonomy places the organism in Eukaryota, Metazoa, Chordata, Mammalia, Carnivora, Felidae. The transcript is spliced from 21 exons.
UCUUCUUUGUUCUCUGGGAGCUUGCAUGUCCUGAACUGGAACUCUCUACAACUCCCGAAAUAACCCAUAUUUGUUAGUGAAAUAAGUGACAGUUUAACUUUUAAGAUUAACAUUCCUUGGUGAGCGGAUAUGGGAUCUCAAGAAGACCCCCCAAUAACUCCAAGGCUAGUGAGCAAACAGGUGCUAGACCCCAAAGAGCCAGUUGAGCUCACUGCUUUCUUGCCGACCCUGGAGUUUGAGGGAAGACAGCAUCCAUCUGUUAAAACUUUUGGCCUCAAAGGGGCACAAAGUCUCCAAAGAAAAAAUGCAGUUUGCUCAAACUCAGGUUCGAUACUUAGGGUACCUGAUCUCAGAACAAGGACUACAUUUGGAUCCAGGCUAGAGGCCUGCUCUGGCCAGCCCCCUAAGCUCGGUCCUCAGGGAGGCAUGGCGAAGUCCAGGGGCCGACUCUACCUUUGGAUGUGCUUGGCUGCGGUGCUGGCAUCUUUCCUGGCAGGAUUUAUGGUGGGCUGGUUUAUUAAGCCUUUCAAAGAAAGCACUUCACUGGGCUAUCAUCAAAGUAUGCGGUGGAACCUGGUAUCUGAGAUGAAAGCUGAAAAUAUUAAAUCAUUUCUUCGUUCUUUUACAAAGCUCCCUCAUCUGGCAGGAACAGAACAAAAUUUACUUCUUGCCAAGAAAAUCCAAACCCAGUGGAAGAAAUUUGGACUGGAUUCAGCCGAGUUGGUUCAUUAUGAUGUUCUCCUAUCCUACCCUAAUGAGACAAAUGCCAACUAUAUAUCAAUCAUGGAUGAACAUGGAAUUGAGAUUUUCAAUACAUCAUACCUUGAGCCACCACCAGAUGGAUAUGAGAAUGUUACAAACAUUGUUCCACCUUAUAAUGCUUUCUCAGCCCAAGGCAUGCCAGAGGGAGAUCUUAUAUAUGUGAACUAUGCUCGUACUGAAGAUUUUUUCAAACUGGAAAGAGAGAUGAACAUCAAUUGCAGUGGAAAGAUUGUUAUUGCAAGAUAUGGAAAAAUCUUCAGAGGAAAUAAAGUUAAAAAUGCCAUGUUAGCAGGAGCCAUAGGCAUCAUCUUGUACUCCGAUCCAGCUGACUACUUUGCCCCUGGGGUACAGCCAUAUCCUAAAGGAUGGAACCUUCCUGGAACUGCAGUGCAGAGAGGGAAUGUGUUAAAUUUGAAUGGUGCUGGUGACCCGCUCACUCCAGGCUAUCCAGCUAAAGAGUACACUUUUAGACUUGAUGUCAAAGAAGGAGUGGGAAUCCCCAAGAUCCCUGUACAUCCUAUUGGGUAUAACGAUGCAGAAGUAUUGUUACGUCACAUGGGAGGAACUGCUCCACCAGAUGACAGCUGGAAGGGAAGUCUUAAUGUGGAUUACAACAUUGGGCCUGGCUUUGCAGGGCAUGAUUCCUUCAGGAAGGUUAGAAUGCAUGUUCAUAACACCAAUAAAAUUACAAGGAUUUAUAAUGUAAUUGGAACAAUCAGAGGAUCUGUGGAACCUGACAGGUAUGUUAUUCUAGGAGGUCAUCGGGACUCCUGGGUGUUUGGAGCUAUUGACCCAACCAGUGGAGCUGCUGUUUUGCAAGAAAUUGUCCAGAGUUUUGGAAAACUGAUGGGUAGAGGCUGGAGACCUAGAAGAACAAUCAUUUUUGCCAGCUGGGAUGCAGAAGAAUUUGGGCUGCUGGGCUCCACAGAAUGGGCUGAGGAGAAUGCAAAAACACUCCAGGAGAGAAGCAUUGCUUAUAUCAAUUCUGAUUCAUCUAUAGAAGGCAAUUAUACUCUGAGAGUUGACUGUACACCCCUUCUUUACCAAUUGGUGUAUAAACUGACAAAAGAGAUAUCCAGCCCAGAUGAUGGUUUUGAGAGUAAGUCUCUUUAUGAAAGCUGGUUGGAAAAGGACCCUUCAUCUGAAAAUAAAGAUUUUCCUAGAAUCAACAAGCUGGGAUCUGGAAGUGAUUUUGAAGCUUACUUUCAGAGACUUGGGAUUGCUUCAGGCAGAGCCCGUUACACUAAGAACAGGAAAACAGAUAAGUACAGCAGCUACCCGGUAUACCACACAAUUUAUGAGACGUUUGAAUUAGUAGAGAAUUUUUAUGACCCUACUUUUAAAAAACAGCUUUCAGUGGCUCAGUUACGAGGGGCACUGGUUUAUGAGCUUGCAGACUCUAUAAUCAUUCCUUUCAAUAUUGAAGACUAUGCAAAAGCUUUGAAAAACUAUGCAACAAGCAUCUACAAUUUAUCUAAGAAACAUGACCAACGAUUGAGAGACCAUGGAGUAUCAUUUGAUUCUUUAUUUUCUGCUGUGAAAAACUUCUCAGAUGCUGCUUCAGAUUUUCAUAGAAGACUCACAGAAGUUGAUCUUAACAAUCCUAUUGCAGUGAGAAUCAUGAAUGACCAAUUGAUGUUCCUGGAGAGAGCAUUCAUCGAUCCUCUUGGUUUACCAGGGAGGCGGUUCUAUAGGCACAUCAUCUUUGCUCCAAGUAGCCACAACAAAUACGCUGGAGAAUCAUUUCCUGGGAUCUACGAUGCUAUGUUUGAUAUUGAAAAUAAAGAAGACCCUCCAUCAGCCUGGACAGAAGUAAAGAAACACAUUUCUAUUGCAGCCUUUACAAUUCAAGCAGCAGCAGGAACCCUGAAAGAAGUGUUAUAGGAAGGUCUCAGCCAAAUGGCCAUUAAAAGUGUUACUGAAAGUCUCAGGAUAAAAUCCUUCCUUGUUUUUUGAUAACUUAUGAAGCCAGAGUAUUCAAUAAUCUUGCUUUUCAUGUUCUAUUUUGAUUUAGACUUCCAUUCUGUUCAUCUGUAAAGAGUUUUUUGGCUUUUUAAAAAUUCAAAACUUCAUCACCAAAUCGUUAAUCUAAUAAAACAAAAGAACUCCAGUCUUGGGGCAGAAAGACAUAAAGUAACUGAAAAUUCCCACAAAUAAAAUAUGACAAGGAACUUGGAGCUCUCAGACAUUGCUAGUAGAAAUGUAAAAUGGUACAACCAUUUUGGAAAACAGUUUGUUAGCUUCUAACCAAGUUAAAAAAUACAGUUAACCCUUGAACAUGGGUCUGAACUGCACAAGUCCACUUAUAAUUUUUUUCUAAUACAGCAUUUUAUGAUUUUAACAUUUUUCUUCAAGUUUUACUGUAAGAAUACAGCAUAUAAUACAUAUAUAUAAAAUAUGGGUUAAUCAACUGUUUAUAUUAUUGGUAAGGCUUCUGCUGAACAGUAGGCCAUCAGCUGUUAGAUUUUUAGGGAGUAGAGUUAUAUGCAUAUUUUUGUCUGCCUGGUAGAUUGGCACCCGUAACCCUCACACUGUUCAAGGGUCAACUGUAGUAACCCUUGCAAGUUAUUGUUUCAUAAGUUAUGUUGUUUUUAUCAUCUUUAAUCAACAGCUGAUAAUUAGAACAAGUGAUUAUGUGCCAAAGCCAUGUAAUUAAGCAAGGAUGUUACAUAUAUAAUGAGCUAUUUUUUUUUAAUUUUUUUUAAUGUUGAUUUUUGAGGCAUACAGAGUGCGCGAGUGAGCAGGGGAGGGGCAGAAAGGGGGAGACACAGAAUCUGAAGCAGGUUCAUGGCUCUGAGCUGUAAGCAAGAGCCCAACGUGGGGCUUGAACCCACGAGCCGGGAGAUCAUGACCUGAGCCAAAGUUGGACGCUCAACCAACUGAGCCACCCAGGCGCCCGUGAGCUAUUUCUUAACGUUUUCCCUUACGAGUACUUUACCUAUAAGAUGUUUUAUGUAUGCCACUUGCUAAUGACAAAACAAAAAUCUAGUGAUGAAACAAAAAAAGGGGAGACUAAGGAAAUCACCAUGGAAAUCCACUAUACAAAGGUAGAAACAGAGGGAAAAGGAAACACAGGAGAUAAAAAAAAUAACCAGAAGGCAAAAAAGAAGACAGCAGUAGUUAAUUAUAAAUGGAUUGAAUUCACCAAAGGGCACAAAGUGGCUGGAUGCAAAAAACACCUAACUAUAUAGCUGUCUAAAGGAAACUCAUUUUAGUUCUAAAAACACAGACUCAAGGUGUAGGGACAGAGGAGGAUAUUCCAUGCAUGUAGAUACCAAAAAAAAGUAGGCAUCACCAUAUUUAUGCCAGAAAAAAUACACUUCAAGCCCAAAACAUUAAGAGACAAAGAAG